AUGUGCAUCUGCCUUUCCGAUCUUUUGUUAAUCGUUCUUUCAGUGUUUUUCCCACCAUUGCCAGUAUGGAUUCGUCGUGGAGUAUGCUCCAAAGAUUCAGCCAUUAAUAUCCUUCUUUGUAUACUUGGUUUCAUCCCCGGUUUGAUCCAUGCUUGGUACAUCAUUGCCAAAUACCCACCUUAUUACCAUCAAAGUGAAUCAAAGGUGUAUUAUGUCUACAGAAAUGAUUUGGAGAAUCAAACUCCAAGAGAUCAUCCUCAACACCCUCAUCAUCAUCAUCAUAACCAUCAUAAUCAUCAGCAGCACAACCAGGCACAAAAUGGGCACAUUGCAGACGAGCCAUCUCCUCAGCCUGCUUUUGGUUACGGUUCAGUUGUCGAAGGAGGCAGUAAUGGUAGUACUGCAAAAGCAGAUCAAUAUCGGGAAAGCGCACCUCCCUUGUACUCAGAAGUUGAUAAUAAAGUACAGCAUUGA
Messenger RNA from Lodderomyces parapsilosis, 474 nucleotides. RefSeq lists its product as uncharacterized. Bases 1 to 474 code for a protein of 157 amino acids. The record is from RefSeq and is a predicted model, not a curated record. Lineage: Eukaryota; Fungi; Ascomycota; Pichiomycetes; Serinales; Debaryomycetaceae. Gene Ontology annotation, cellular component: fungal-type vacuole membrane; fungal-type vacuole lumen. Gene Ontology annotation, molecular function: ubiquitin protein ligase binding. The transcript has a single exon. Gene Ontology annotation, biological process: endosome transport via multivesicular body sorting pathway.